Molecule: messenger RNA, 1026 nt
Organism: Rhea pennata
Lineage: Eukaryota; Metazoa; Chordata; Aves; Rheiformes; Rheidae
Gene: TNFSF15
Product: TNF superfamily member 15
Exons: 4
Coding region: 135-860 (241 amino acids)
Biological process (GO): immune response
Cellular component (GO): membrane
Molecular function (GO): tumor necrosis factor receptor binding
Source: RefSeq, a predicted model, not a curated record
GUGUGCGCGGUGCCUUCCCACACUCAAGGCAGCUCUUAUUUAAUGGGGGUCUCCAUGCAGGGCAGAAGCCAGAAGAGAUUUUGCUGUUCCCCGCUCCCAUUCAGGGAACAGCAGCUUCCACGUCAGGCACCGGCAUGGACCAUGUGACGGAGAUAGCCCUGGAGGAAGAGGCUGCUCUGACCAACCAAGCCUCCAGGAUGCACCUCAAGGAGGAUCUGAGGAAAAUACGAUGUGGCAUGCUUCUGUGCCUGCUCUCUGUGCUGGUCCUCGCGCUGCCCACAGCCUAUCUGCUGGCUGGAAGCCUCCGAAUCCCCAGCACAUGCUCCAACCAGGUUGCAGAAGAGAGGGACGCUCGGUUUCUGAAGCAGCGGGCACUGGCUACUGGUAUAGGUAUGCUUUCCAGUGCAGAAAAGCCAAGAGCACACCUCACAGUGAAGAAACAAGACCUCACCAGCGUCGUGGGAAAUCAGCUGCCAAUUCUCCAGUGGGAAGACAAGCGUGGCUUGGCCUUUACCAAGAACAACCUGAGUUAUUUCAGCAACGCACUGGUGAUACCCCUGUCCGGGGACUACUAUGUCUAUGCUCAGGUUACUUUCCGAGGGCCCAUUGAAAGUUCUAGUAAAACAAAUUCUGUUACUGAGAUCAUCACCAAAGUCACUGAUAGUUACCCUGAGCCCACGCAGCUGCUGACUGGCACCAAGACCCUCAGUGAAAAAGGAAACAGCUGGUUCCAGCCUAUUUAUCUCGGCGCCGUUGUUUCCUUAGAAGCAGGGGACAAGCUAAUGGUCAACGUCAGUGACAUCAAGCUGGUUGACUAUACUAAGGAGCAUAAAACUUUCUUUGGUGCUUUUUUACUGUAGGGCUCAGGCAGCAGCUGGCCAGGGCUCUCCUCCUAGGUCUCAACUCUGUCAGCAUGCCUCAGGGUGCUGCUCUGCACUGUCUCUUGCCUGCAGCCCAGCACCCUCUGCAUCCUUAAAUUAAGGGGUAGGGAAAGCUGAAGCUGCAGGCUGAAUUGAAGCAACCCAA